CACAUACCCCUCUAUCCAUUAUGUUGUCUCUGUCUUUACGAUGAUUCUUGUCUCUGUCGUUCUUUACCCGUGCGCUUCCGUACAUGCUCCUCGCCCGAUCCUGAUUCGCUCCGUCUGAGCUCCCCAGCUUCUGCCGGGCUGGGCUUGGCCAUCAAAUCAGCCUUACACCACCCAAGAGGCCCCCAUUCCCGCAAAAGAGAUCGGGCAAGACGUGACUGCCCCCCUCAACCUCUCUUCCCAUCAUUCCUUCUCAUACCCUAUCGGUGCCCCCCCGGUGGAGGCCGUCUUUUCAUCUUCCGCGACCGGCACCAUGAUGCAGUGGUCGUCCUUCGUUCAGAAAGCCCAGUCAUUCAUUGACCCGGCCAACUUCAACCUUCCUACUCUCUCCUCCUCCGAUCGCAAUCCCUCUAAAGCCUCCUUGUUUCGCCAGCAAUUUCGCCUUCCCGACUCUCAAAAUCCGUUGCAGGAAAUCACCGCAGAACUGGUUCUUCCCAUUCCCCAUACCUCUUCUCCGACCAGCCAAGGGGCCGCCUCGCGCAAUCUCGAACGCGCCGGCAACCGCUAUGCCGGCCGACUUCACCUGAGCGAACGAUAUAUCUGCUUCUCCACACAGCCGACGAGCUUUGCGCCCUCUGCCACGUUGGGGGCAUCUACCCACUGGGCCGGCCAGACUAACGGUACGGGCCCGUCCGGGAAUGGCUUCACCAUUCCGCUGUGUUGCAUCCGCCGAGUGGAGCGGCUCAACAGCCUGAGCCAUGUAUUCUCACUGGCUCUGACAACGUGGAAUGGUGCGCUGGGGAAGCAGCAAAGCUCCGGCUUCAUCCCCCAACGAUUCACCAUCCAGCUGGUCGGAAGCAGGCAGGCCUGUGAACGUUUCUGCGAUGGCCUGAAAAAAGGACUGCGCGAGGGUAUGAAGGAGAUCGAAAACCUGCGAGUAGUAGUCAACGAUUGCUACUCGGAAUACCUCCUUUCCGGAGCUAAAUCCAAGGGCCAGGAAGGGGACGGCUCCGAGGUGCACCAGCCACCCGAUGCCGGGCUGGGAAUGAUCUUCCGCUACCCCGGCGAUGCCCGCAAGCUACGGGAUCGGAGUAAAAUGAGAUUGUGGGGGGAAUAUUUCCGAGAAAAUGGCCGUAAUGCGACUCUUAUUCGGCAGCCCACCUUUCACAAACUAAUACGCGUGGGACUCCCCAACCGUCUCCGCGGUGAAAUAUGGGAGAUUGCUUCCGGUUCGUUGUACCUGCGCCUGCGGUCGCCCAAGUUGUACACCGAUACGCUUUCCAAAUUCUCCGGACAAGAAUCUCUCGCGAUCGACGAGAUCGAAAAAGACCUCAAUCGAAGUUUGCCGGAGUAUGCCGGAUUCCAGAGCGAGGAAGGGAUCGGACGGCUUCGACGAGUGCUCACGGCCUACAGCUGGAUCAACGCCGAGAUCGGUUACUGCCAGGCCAUGAAUAUCGUCGUGGCCGCUUUAUUGAUAUAUAUGUCGGAGGCGCAAGCCUUCUUCCUUCUUUCGGUGUUAUGCGACCGUCUCCUCCCAGGUUAUUAUUCGACGACCAUGUACGGCACGUUACUUGACCAGAAGGUUUUUGAGUCCCUUGUGGAAAAGACCAUGCCAGUUCUGUGGGAACAUCUUGCCAAAUCCGACGUUCAGCUUUCGGUCGUCUCCUUACCCUGGUUCCUCUCCCUCUACAUCAACUCGAUGCCGCUAGUAUUUGCAUUUAGGGUCUUGGAUGUGUUCUUCCUGGAAGGGCCCAAGGUUCUUUUCCAGGUCGGCCUUGCCAUUCUACGAGUCAACGGCGAGGAGCUGUUAGAUAUACAGGAUGACGGGUCAUUUAUCUCCGUGUUGAAAUCAUACUUCUCCCGCCUGGACGAGUCUGCUCACCCGAGAUCCGAGAAUCCCAAGCUGCGGGCGAUCACCCGAUUCCAGGAAUUAAUGGUAGUGGCUUUUAAGGAAUUUUCUGGUAUCACGCAUCAAACCAUCACGGAACAACGGGAGAAGCAUAAGGAUGCGGUGCUGGAAAACAUCGAAAGCUUCGCCAAGCGCACCUCCAUCCGCAACCUUGGGCCAGAAAGCAAAAAGCUGAGCAUGGACGAUUUGGGCGUGAUCUACGACCGGUUCUACGAGGUCCUCUAUGACCGACAACAAAGACAAAAGCUUCUAGACGAGGAAAAGAAGCGCCAGGAGAAGAAGCGAAUCGAGCGAACUUCGAUUUUAGGGCCACCAGUCGACCGUGAAGUAGGUCGCGUUGGUCUUGGCCCCAGUCCGACUCACAUGGACUACGACGCGUUCCGCGACUUCCUCGCUGCUACAGCCAAGUGGGCCGUAGGUGACACCCCUGGGCCUUCCCGCAAGCAAUCGUCGGGUGAUCUCAGUUUGAGCAGCCUUAGAGCGUAUGGAAAGUCCGCCGCGUCGUGGAACAAGCAAUCGGAACCUGCCGACCACGAAUUCAUGCAACGCUUAUUCCGCAAAUGGGCUACAGAUCCGUCUGAGGGACUCAGUUUGCAGAAUGUGGUCAACGGGCUGGCGCGUCUGAAAGGCCCGCGAGAUAUCAUGAAUAAUAUCAACUACUUCUUUGACUUAUAUGACGACCACGGCAAUGGCCAGGUUGAUCGCGAAGGCAUUCUGAGGAUCUCCGAGGCAUUGCUUUUUCUUUCUCGUCGCGGCUUUGACGGCACUAUUACGCCAACGCAAUCCAUCGAGGAGCUUGGCGCUGCAAAUGACCGUGGGCACCCCGAUCAUGACCGGCUGAGUACGGAUGAGAAAUUCUUGGGAAGUGUCAGCUCAUUCAUCCGCCGGUGCUUCGAGUAUGCCGAUCCCAGCAAACCGGAGGAGGCAAAGCCGGAGGAUUCCAAAGACGCAGAAGAAACGGCGGACAAGUUGGGCGAAUUCAGCAUUGGGGAAGAUGAGGAGGACCUGAUCGAUGUGGGCGAGGAAAAGACCAAGUCGCCCCCCACAACCUCAGAGAACAACAGAUCCCUGGCCCAAAAUGCCGCGGAGGCCCCCGAAACCCCUACUCAAAGCACAUCCGAAUCGGCAAACCCUGCCCUGGAUCCCAACAACCCUCUACAUAUCACCCUUCCCACCUUCCGGAUGGUCAUCUUGGCCGACGAAUUGCUCGAACAAUUCUUCGACUCCUUUUUCCCCCAGUCUUUCCGUCUUUCCGACCACCCGCAUCCUGCCUCUGUCGCCACUUCUCUCUCGUCGAACCUUACGACCUUCUCCAAUAUCAACACCGCCAAGCCACACGCCAGCGCCGCUUCGGGCGCCUCCGUUGCAGGCGCAUCGGGAGGCAUCGUACCCCCGGGCAAGGGUCUCCGCGGUGUUCUGGACAACAUAGUUACGGACGGGAUCCGCAUGGCCGCCGAGGUCAAGAAACGAAUGGACGAAGCGCAGCGUGAAUUGGAGCGCAACGCGCUCAGCCGCGAAGACGAGGAUGAGGAGGAUGAUGACGACUACGACCCCCGUAACAGUUCGUCUACUCCAGCCAUUGUGGGCGGCAUUUCAAGCUGGGGAGCCGGCGCGUACGGCGCAGACCCUGAACGCCGUAGCGUCCGCGACGCGGACCGUGAUCUCCUUGAAGGAGCGGAAGUUGUCAGCAUUCACAAAAAAGACGAGGCAUCCCUACUGGAUGACAAGGAGGGACAGCACCCCGGUACCUCGGAGGCUGGCAAUAGCAGCGAUGCACAGCGGCAGCAACAAUCACAAAACCCGGAUCAACAUGCCCAUGACAACGUCAGCAAAGUUGAGUUCGAGUCAUAAAAUGCUGUCCGGCAUUUUUCGUGCUCAAUCGUCACUCGUCCCAAUCUAUAUCUUCACAUCUUACUCUCCUUUUUUCUGUCCUUUCUUUUCUCUUUUUUUGUGAUAUCAUCGCCCCAACCUCCGUCACACUGCACGUACACCGUUGUAUUUCCUUUUCUAGAAUCAUUUAUUUCUCUCCUUUCUUUUUUUCUUUUGCCGCUUAGCCUUGUUUUCCGUUGUGUACGGAAGACCGAUCAAUGUAUGUAUGUAUUACGCUAGCUUGAAUACAACCGACCCCGAUACGGAAUGCAGUUUACGGACUCGAAAUGUUUCAUAUGCAAUUGUUGGAAAGGCAUGAGGCUGUACAUAACCGUCAGAAGACGAGGGAUGAAAUAAAAUAUAUUACUGUCCGUCCAAUAAAAUGUAUGUACAAGGAGGCAUCAGCCAUGUUUAAACAUGAUCUAUAUGGGAUGAGAGACAAGUACAAUCCAAUAUAGACAAAAUGAAAGAUAAUGCAAGGAGGUAAGUAAAAGAGACCAAGAAAAUAAAAAGAAAAAGUAAGGAAGCCGGAAAAUGAAAGGGGGGUAUAAAAUUCCAAGAAAGAGUAAGGGAAAAAAUGGAAGAGAAAGAUGAUAGUUCAAUGGAGUGUUCUCUCUGGCGAAAAACCUCAGUAGGCUGAGAAUAAGGGACAUAGAGUGACAAGCCAACUAGAAGAGACCCGAGGGGGGAAGUAGAGGGACUCCGUCGAAUAAUUGCGGCAUCAAGGGCCUGGGUAUAGAGGGAUUUCGAGGCAAGGAAAGGAAAAGCAAGAACAAGGAAAUUGAGGGAUCUAGAUGAUUGCAGGAGUGAUCCUCAGAAUCAAUCCUUUUGCCCUUCGUUCUCAAUCAAUUCGAGAACUAUCAAACUUCGUUCGUGCUCAGGGUGUUGCAUGCAGAUCUUGACCGUUCGCCCGCUACUGGCCAAACCACCAUUGGACAGUCCGCUGGAUAGAUUCACGGCACCGCCUGCAGAAGUAGGAACGCUGUUGGCUCCGGAUCCAGGCAUGCUGCUACCGUCGUCGAGGAGGACGACAUUGUGACCCGGGAUUACCUGACGGAGACGCCCAUUCAUUGCGUUGCGUACCUCAACAAAGUCCUCGUUGAAAAGUAUCAAGAAUUUCCCGUACAGGCAGGCGGAAUGGGCGCGUCCUACGAAUUCCAUGACCACGCUCCGGGAAACGUCGCCAUGUUUGUUCACGUAGACGGCGCAUUCGGUGUAGACCACGAGGAACUCGCUGUCGCUCAAACGGAACAUGCCCAGCGGGCGGAGGUUGCCGAUCCGGUUGGCAAUGCUUGACAGUUGGGCCUGCGCCUCCGGGGCCUCCGAUCGGAAAUCCGGAACCGACCAGGUCUGUUUCUUGUCAAGCGUGAGGAUCUCAAUGCCGCGCUGGGUGGAAAUUGCCAGCGAGGAGUGAAACAUGUUGAUGCCGUAACUUUCGGCCGGGAUGUAAAACUCAUCGAAUUCGCGGAAAAACUCUGUCUGCGAGCGACGAGAGUGGAAGAAGCGCGUCUUGCUGGAGGAUGAUUUCUGCAGGACUGGUUCCAAAACCUAUGUAUGAAGAAAAGGUCUGCGUCAGUGACUUGAAUUUCUUGGAACAUGCCAAAACGGCACCCGACAUACCUUGAAUGUGGACGACAGCCCGUCCCGUUUCUUGUACAUGACCAAAGUACGAUCCUUCAUAUGUCCUGCGGCAAAGAAGCCCACUUCUCGGCUCCCGGAGAGCUUUUGGGGUGCACGGCGAGCAGAGUCACUCGUGGUUUGAUUUUGGAUCCCGCUGGCUGGGCACACAACGUCCAAGUGGUAGGCGAUCAGGGACUUGUCAGCAAUGAGAAGGAAUACGUUGAAUUCCUCGAAGACGGCAACCUGAGUCACGCGCACGAUAGGAAUCGCCUAAGUUUCGUUAGCAUGGUUUUUCUGAGGGGUCAUUAUUCCAAAGGGAUCCAUACCCGAGUCCAACCUCGAGGGUCAUUGUAAUCGGAUAUGUAGACGCCAUAAUCGGUGCCGAUGGCACACAUCAUUCGACCGGCAGGUUGUUGGAAGACAGUAGCACAGUGGACGGCGGUCCGACAGACCGGCUGGGGCCGUGGGCUGGAGGCAGGGUACCGCAGUUCUACCUCUUUGAUGGCUCGAUCCAAGGGCGUGCCAUCGAUGGUGACCGAACUGGAGGCCGAGAAGUCCGAGUUCGCAAAGGCAGUGUCCGCCAGCACACGGAGUCUGAACGGCUCGGCAUUCUGAGUGAAGAGAGCGGCGGCAUGCUUCGUCUUCGCCUCGGUGAUCUUGUCGCACCAAUCCUGCCGACUCUGGGCAGAAAAGGCGUAAAGGGUAUAGGUCCCCGCGGUGCCUAGGUGCUUGAUCUUGAAGGGGUAGAGGAUCUUGUCGUCCUUGGAGCUCUCCAGGACGGUGGUCGGCACCAGCGCCGACGUGCCGCCGCCGGGGGCGAAGUUCGAAGGCACGGCACCGGUGCCACGCGUGACGGCCUGGGGCGGCGUCACCGUCGCGACUCCGCGCACCGACGAUUUGACCACUGGGUCGUCGUUGGUGCUCUCCAGGGCCAGAAGAUCCAUGGGGAUGGGCAGCUUGGAGACGUCGUAGCUCUCGUACUUGACGGUGCGCGAGGGGUCCCGGGCCGUGACUGCCUUGGCCAGGACCAAGUAGUGAUCGAGGAGGAUGGCAUGAGUGUCUACGAGGAAGCGGGUGCGCGUGCCCGGUCGCUGCAGGUCGCCGCGGAAGAUAAUCUCGCGGCCCAGAUGCUCCAGGUUCAGCUCGACCUCCUUUUUCAUCUCCGGCCGCAGCUGCAGCUUGGACGACAACUCCAUCAGAUCGACCUUCUUGCUCAUCUCGCCGACCUUGUUGUCACACUCCAGCGCGACCAGUUUGAUCUCCUCGAUGGCCUGGGCCACGUUGAUCUUCUCCUCACUGUCCUUCAGCAUGUUCUUGUGAACGGUGGAGAGCAGCAGGGUGUAGCGCUGGAUGCGCGUGAUGGGGGCCUUAAGGUAGGUGUCCCAGCUGAGCCGGUUCGAGAGCUUGUGGUCGCGGACCUGGUUUAGGAACUGGCGGAAGUGGAUAUUCCGUUCGGCCUCCUUGCGCACCAGGUAGUUGGCGUAGGGGAACGUGGCGGCGUAGUCAAUGUAGACAGAUUUCGCCUUGCGGAUCCACUCGCGGAAGAUGUCGCUGAAGCCGACGAUGAAGGGACCCUGCUCCUUCUGGCGGUACUUGAGCUGCGCCAGCAGGUGGUCCUCGUUCACGCGCUUGACCGAGUCGACCUUGCCGAACACGUCGAGUAGGAACUUGUUCAAACGCUUGGGCGGGAUGAUGGAGGGCUGCAUGGCCAGCAGCUGGUCGCGGUAGAGGUCGCGCAGCACGUCCAGCUGGCCGAUAAAGGAGUCUUCGGUCGUCACCACCUCGUGCAGGUUGUUCUGGCGGUCGAUCUCCUUCUUCGGGUACGACUCCCAGAGAGACUUGGGGACCUUGUAAAACGUCACCCAGUCCUCGGCCUUCUUCUGCGGCUCCAUCAUCUGCUCCUUCAGAUUCACCUUCUUGAGAGUGCGCAUGCAGUGGUAGGAGUAGCAGCGGCCAAAGGCCUCGCCCUCCUGCUCGUGCAACAAGGACGAGUAGCAGCCGGUGCCGGUGAUCUGGAAGAGCACACCGGAGAGCGAGCCGGAGCUGAACUUGACCCACUCCUCCUCCUUCACCAGGGCCCCCUCGGCCAGCAUGUUGGCGACGACGCGGGCGGCCAGCGUCUCGGCGUCGGCGAUGUUCAUGGUCGGCACCUUGUGGGUGAAGAGGGCGACAAGGGCGUCGACGAUGGCCUGCUCCUUGAGGUCGGUCUCGUCCUCGCUCAACUCGCGGAUCCAGGCCAGGACGGCGCUCAGGGCCCAGGGCUCGACGCAGCGACGGAACUGCUCCGAGGACAGUUUGGCCGGAUUGAACUUUUUGCGACGGCCAGCGGGGAUGGUAGGUAGGUCCAGGGCCAUGGCGGCCGCCGUCUGCGCGUCCAGCUGCAGCGAGCCGGACUCGGGGCGCAGCGACAGCAGCUCCUGCUGUUGCUGCUGACGAUACUUGGCCCGGUCGGCAUCGGUUUUGGACCUGAUAGGGGGGUCAGUACGCGGUCCUAUCGGAUGACUCGACAAGGAGGUCGACCGUGGGACUUGAGAGGAGGCGGGCACGGUCGGCCUGUACGAGUUUGCAGCAACUGGGUAGGAGGGAGUAUACUGUGAAGCUGUCUGCCAGUCCUCUUGCUCCGCGGGCCGGUGGUAUGUGCCGGCCGGCAUCAAAUGGGGGAUCACGCUGGCGUUGUUCGCCGGUUCCACGGGGGCCGGCGGCAACGGGCGCAUGCCCGGGUGGAAGAACAGAUCUUCGGGCUCGUCGCCACGCUCCGACCCCUCGCUGUCCGAAUGAUGCGCGUGGUGGAUGGGCGGCGUCUCCGCCUCCUCGCCGUAAUCGAAGCUCAUGCGGCGCCCGUACGCCCCCGGUUCGGACAGCCCGCCCGUGCCGCCGGCAUCCACGCGCGCGUGCGAGGGCAACGGCUGGAACGGGUAGGUGGCGAGGUCGUCGUUGGCAACGGGCGGAUAGUCGUAGUCGUCCGAGUACUCUGCCCGAUCGUCGGACGACACGUUGGAGCUGCGCAGCGAGCCCGACGUGGCCAUCAGUCGGUCCCGGUCGAGUCCAUUUGCCGUCGCCGCCUCUUCCUCCCGAGGAUAUG
Messenger RNA from Aspergillus melleus, 8477 nucleotides. RefSeq names its product GTPase-activating protein (gene GYP2). Lineage: Eukaryota; Fungi; Ascomycota; Eurotiomycetes; Eurotiales; Aspergillaceae. Bases 311 to 3757 code for a protein of 1148 amino acids. The transcript is spliced from 3 exons. The record is from RefSeq and is a predicted model, not a curated record.